GGCGGAGAACAUGUUUCGUCUGCACCUGAGAUGGCGCCAGCAACAUAACGUGGACAGCCUUCUGACUGAGUAUCAAGUGCCCAAGGUAAUGCGCGAACACUUUCCGGGAGGCAUUCUCGAGUGCAAUCCGAAGGGACACCCAGUCUGGUUAGUAAACGUCGGCAGCGUAGACAUCAAGGGUUUUCUGCAGGUGCUGUCUCCGGCCGACAUUCGCCAGCACUGUAUGUAUAUUCUUGAACUGCAAGAGAAGAUGAAACGUGAAACUUCGCGUAAGUUGGGACAAGAGAUUGAGACACAGUACAUAAUUGUGGACCUCGAAGGCUUCUCUGUUCGUCAGCUCUACUCUUGGCAAGUUAUCGAGCUCUUGACGGAUCUGUUGAAGAAGUACGAAGCCAACUAUCCAGAGUCACUUGAAAAGGGCUUCGUCAUCAAUGCACCAAACUUUUUUCCGGUCCUGUGGAAGAUUGUUCGCCCAUUUCUGUCACAGAGGACGGUGGACAAGGUGGCCAUUUACGCAAAAGAUGGCUGGAAGGAAGAUUUCGCCGAGAUCAUGGACCUGGACAAGCUGCCGGCCCACUGGGGCGGAUUUCUAAAGGGACCUGACGGAGACCCACGGUGCCCUCACUUGGUGUGCCCCGGCGGCGACGUUCCCGACGAGUACCGGAAAGACCUCGCCUCCAGGAGCUUGUGGCGCCGUGAGGGCAUUCAGCAAUUGAGCAUCGACCGCCGUGGUCUCUUCGAGCUCGCCGUGCAGGUCGAGCAGGCCGGUGCUCGUCUAAUCUGGGCUUUCCAAACGGCCAAAGGAGACUUGGCAUUCGGGUUACGUUUCCGGCCGUCGGCAGACAGUGGCGCGGGCGUGGAGGACGAGCAGUUGCUCGAAGUGGAUCGCGUUCCUUCCUGCAGCCUGAUACCCGAACACGGCUCGCACAUCUGUACCAGGCCAGGAACAUAUUUGCUGCAGUUCGACAACUCGUUCAGCUGGCUGAGCGGCAAGCUUGUGGCGUACGAGGUGCAGAUCGUGCCACCUUCAUGAUUACAGCACAAGUUGCGGCGGCUGUUCGCAGUAGGAGGGGCGUAGCAUGCCAUGGGCAAGAUUGACAAACAUCUAACAUCAGGCAGCACAGCCUAACCUGAGUCCCAGCGAUAGCGGUGGCAGGAACUAGGCGGCCGCUCUGGCCGCUAGAUUCGUUGGAUAUGCCUGCAUGUUACCGAGGUUCAACUCAGCGGUGCAGCAAGCAGCUCUCUGUCACUGAAGCGUUAGGUCCGUUCAAUUCGCCAGCACCAAUCGGAACUGGUUCACGGCGGUGCACGAGAAGUUCAGAAAUUGUGCAGCGCGAGUUCAGUGGGGCAGGCACAGUGCGACACCAGAAACGAAUGACGAGGUGCCGACAUGGUGGGGGCCUUACUUUUGUUCGCUUCAUUAACGCUGUCCACUUAACAUCGACUGGUGGAAAACCGCACAUCUGGACAGUUUAUCAGGCGCAAAAACCUUGGCAAAGCACACCACUUUAGUAGACCUGGGUACGGCGCCUACGUCUCUAUGCUGUGUCAUCUUGCUCAGCUGUUAGUGCGCACGCACACGAGUGCACGAAGCCGGCACCGUCAGCGUAGGGGGUGCAGGAAAAUCGUGAACCAGCCCUGCACCUUCUGAAAUGAAUGACGUGGUUCAGCGGUCGCCAUUGCUGCACCGCUGAAACGAAUGGCAGGGUGC
Rhipicephalus sanguineus (brown dog tick) is the source of this 1711-nucleotide messenger RNA. Its product is annotated as SEC14-like protein 2. Gene Ontology annotation, cellular component: cytoplasm. Lineage: Eukaryota; Metazoa; Arthropoda; Arachnida; Ixodida; Ixodidae. The record is from RefSeq and is a predicted model, not a curated record. The transcript is spliced from 9 exons. The coding region runs from base 11 to 1033 and encodes 340 amino acids.